CCUCAACUAUAAACAAGCGGAUCCCCGUCUCAGGUCAGUCAGUCCAUCUGGGUCAGUCAGUCCACCUGGGGUUCUCCCCUUACAGCAGUGUGAUGACGGUGACCUGACCCAUGGACCUCGGCAGUGUCAGCACAGUGAGAGAGUCCCGUCUGGAGAGAGAUCAUGAAUGACAAACUAGUCUUUUUGGGCCUGCUCUACUUUGUCCAGGGCAUCCCCUACGGUCUCCAGUCCUCCCUGCUCCCCGUCUACCUGCGUGGAGCCGGUCACUCCCUCACCCGCAUCGGCUUCACCAAGAUCCUCUACUUCCCCUGGGUCCUCAAGGUGCUCUGGGCCCCACUGGUGGACCGGCUCAGCAGCAAGCGGUACUGGCUGGUGGCCACAGUGUCUGGCCUGGCUCUGACAUGUCUCGCCAGUGCUGCCUUGGCCCCAGAAGCACAUAUCUGGGGAGUGGCAGGAACCCUGUUGGCCAUGAACACCCUGGCCUCAGUCCAGGACAUUGCUGUAGACGGAGCAGCGGUGGGGUUGUUGAAAGGUCGAGGGGAGCUGGGCCUGGGCAACACGGCUCAGGUCGUGGGCUACAAAGCUGGGUCGGUGUUCGCCGGCGGGGGGCUGCUGGCGGUGAUUGACGUGGCUGGAUGGAGCUGGAUGUUUAUGCUGCUGACGUUUGUGUAUGCAGGGGUGGCUCUGUUUGUGUGGGGGACCCCUGUGCUGGAUGAUGACACUUUGAAGGGCCAGCAGGCUGAUGGCAGCAGGAGGGGGGCGCAGGGAUUGGAUGCUAUGACGCCAUGGAGGGUGUGGAGGAAGAUGCUGGCAGUGCCUGGCACGCCGUGGACGGUCCUGUAUGUCCUGACAUACAAACUGGGUGAGCAGGGUGCAGUCACCAUGUUUCCUCUUUUCCUGUUGGAUCACCACAUGACCGCCAGGGAGCUCGGCUUCUGGAACGGUGUCAUCGCCAUGGGCUUCUCCAUCGGCGGGUCGUCCCUGGGAGGCCUGCUGCUCUCUCAGUUCAGCAUCGGGGCCCUGAUGCGACGUGUGUUUGUGUUGCGAACCAUCAGCAUGGUCUUCCAGAGCUCUCUACUCACCAUACUGGAACCAUCACCACUCAUGAAAGGCAUGGCCAUCCUCAGCAUGAGCGGUCAACACUUCCUGGGCGGUCUCAUCACCACGCUCACCUUUACAACUAUGAUGCAUUGCACUCAGAGAGCUGAGGAAAGCAUUCAGUCGACUCACUACAGUUUCCUGGCGACUCUGGAGGUGCUGGGGAAGCUGACGUUCAGCGCUCUGGCUGGAGGCGUGGUGGAUUGGUUCGGGUUCCAAGUUGCCUUCCUCUUCUUCCUCACCCUCUCUGCCGGGACGGCCCUGCAUGUGUGGACGGCUACUUUCACUGGUGCUCUCAGGGAACACCAGCUCAAAGAAACGCCCAAAUGACAUCAGGGUGAAAGGUCGUGAUACGGGGGCGUCUGCAGGUGCUGAAUGUAGACACCUCACAGGUCCCAUCAAACAAACCCCUCAUGACUUCAGUAAAUCGUCUAAGUACAGAAGAACUUGAACAAGUUCGAUUUCGUGUUUUCCAUGUUUAAGGAGAAAUCAGCCAUUUGCUCAUUUACUCUUAUUACAGAGCAAACAUUUUAUUUAUUUCACUGGAAAAACUGGCCUUAUAUUUUAUGUUGCACUUACAACAUUUGGAAAAGUCUUAAUAUUUAUAGAAGCACGAUGAAACCUGCAGAUAAGGAUGUAGGUGAGGGUUGGAAUGUUGUUAUCAUUUUUUUGGACGGGAUACAUGCAGUCGGUAGAUGAACUGCUGGGGUUUCAUGUGCGGGGCAGUGAUGUACAGUCACACUGUACAAGGGCGUUAAGAUAUAUAAGCAAAGCUGGUUUGUCAUAAUCUGAGCCAUGUUACAUGUUUUGAUAAGUCAGUAUAAGAGAUGUAGCCAAAAGCAAUAUCAAGACUGUGAUGCUUCUUCUACCAUUUUGUGCUUUGUAUGAAUAUGUGCGCCAUUCCCAUGAGUUCUAUGGUUUACAGUUUUAAAUGAAUGCUUCUCUACUUCCUUGUAUCAGCAUCGUAUGGUACGUGGCACAGGAGGCAGAUAUUUUACACAGUAACUGCACCAAGUAGAGUGUUCUCUCAUACACAAAAAGUAGUCUCAACACAUAUGUCCACUACUUCAGAGCUGGUAUUAACAUCAGAGUGUUGGGAUCACAAGUGGUCAGCGCUAAGUUCUGGUCUGAACGCACCUACGUGCAUCCUGAAUGUGUCCUGAGAUCUGAUCCCUCACACUACAGCUAAAAGAGUUCUGGGAUUCACCGACAUACACACACAAACAUUGUCAACUGACACAUCCUUAGAUUCAAAUGGGUAAAAACAUAAUUCGUGGUUUGGGAACACAAAUGACAUACUUGUUUAAUCGCAUGUGAUCACAAAUGUUCACAGGAGACACCCUCAGGACACAUUGUAAAACCAGGUGUGAUAGGGGAACUUAACUUUGUUGACUUAUGAUCAGAACUCUCAGGAUGGAUGUUAACACCAGAUCUGAACUGGGCCUUUGUUACUUUAGCUGGUCGCCAAUGUAAAUCUUCAGUUACUGUCUCUUUGACUAAAGAAAAUUUCAGCUGUUGUAUGAGGAACAUUUAUUCUGUUUAAUCAGUCACUGAAUUUCCAGAGUAAAUUCCUGCUUUAUUUUACAGGUCUCACCUUUUCUAGCUUAAUUAACUUAGACUUUCCUGAAAAAUUAGCUGUUAUUUAGCUGUAAUUGUUGUUUCGAGAAAGGCUAAUGCAAUAAAUGGUACUGAUUAUACGGCAGUCAACCUACUUCCCUUAGGAAACCUCAGCCUUACACACAGCGUGGUGCCAUCAUGUCUCCGUUUUUUAACUCAUUGACAACAGUGCUCUCAAUAAAAUUUGAAAGGCCAGAACAACUGGUAAGUUGAGUAUUUGUGUGUUAUGUACAUUUAAAUAAGUAUUAUAAAAUAUACUGUAACUCUCAUGGUACUGUAUACUAUGGAAAGUAAUUCCCUAAAUUACUCUCAAAAUAUGAAUAAAACAGCAGCACAGAAUGUUUUUUUCACCACAUUAUGGGAGAAUCCAAUUAAAUAAUUUAUGCAGGUGAAUGUAUUUGUAGAAAAUAAGACAUUAGCUCUAAUUUAAUUGUUAAUUGUGCUGAAAGGAGAAAGACAGGUGAGAUGAGGAUGGGUUGGUUUGAAUAAAAGCAAUGAUCUGAGCAAGUUUAUGGGGGUUAGACAACUGAUCACCUGCUGUCGACCACAUAAUAAACAAAGUGAUGUCAUGUCCCGUCAUUACUUGUUCAUCCACAUGUUGCAAAGCACAUCUCUUGUCUCUCAGCUACUGUGUUGCCUGAGAUUGGCAAAAGAAAAUAAAGCUUCUGAGUGAA
Limanda limanda (common dab) is the source of this 3389-nucleotide messenger RNA. It is a transcript of the gene slc33a2, whose product is annotated as major facilitator superfamily domain containing 3. Gene Ontology annotation, biological process: transmembrane transport. The transcript is spliced from 6 exons. Gene Ontology annotation, cellular component: membrane. Gene Ontology annotation, molecular function: transmembrane transporter activity. Bases 163 to 1428 code for a protein of 421 amino acids. The record is from RefSeq and is a predicted model, not a curated record. NCBI's taxonomy places the organism in Eukaryota, Metazoa, Chordata, Actinopteri, Pleuronectiformes, Pleuronectidae.